AUGUGCCCAGUGUUAUUACAAUUACAAUGGCUGCUGGUUGUAGAGACAUGGGAGAAGGACCCUUCGAAACCUAACCCGUUCGUUGUUACCCGUCCUGCCAUGACCCAAGCAUCUGUGCACCUGCAGCUGGUGAAUGAGGAGGCUGUGGAGUUGGAGAAUGGUGAACAAUGUGGCGUGCUGCGUGACCUCAUUUCCCCGAGUGUCAUAAUCAUGGUCGGGAUUGAGCUGCAGGAACAGCAGUAUCGCCUUCGACAGGACACAGAGGGCCUUGGAGCACAUUCCAUGGAUCUCCAAUAA
This is a messenger RNA of Sparassis crispa, 297 nucleotides long. RefSeq lists its product as hypothetical. Bases 1 to 297 code for a protein of 98 amino acids. The record is from RefSeq and is a predicted model, not a curated record. The transcript has 4 exons. Lineage: Eukaryota; Fungi; Basidiomycota; Agaricomycetes; Polyporales; Sparassidaceae.